AAGAGUUGCGGACCAAACACGACAGACCCAGGAGUAGAGAAAAGUCAGUAAUUUAUUUUAGGAGACUUGAGCUUGAGGGGAGUAGUACUGCCGCCGGCCAGGAGGAGGCGCUGUUGUCAAGGAAGCCGAGUGGAUGACGAGCAGUGGCGGCGGAGAGGAGCAGAGGAAGAGUGCUGAAACUGGACGCUGGAGCGGGAGUAAUCCUGGGCGAGAAAGUUCGUCUGAGAGAGGUGCCUUUAGGGCAGAACCUUUUGGAGGCGGCGUGGAAUCCGGGAAGGCAGAGUGUGGAGAAGACAGCGAAUCCCAGCAGAAUGGUGGCUUUGAAGCGGCAGGAACGGAGGAGGAAUCCAGACAGGAUGUCAGGGAGGAGACAGAGUUAAGAACAAAACGCUGGGUUGACUUUGACGGAGGAAAGACGUUCCGUGUUCCGAUGAGUUCAACACCGCUAAAGAGGUCGUACCGGGACCUGCCGGUGUGGAUCGUGGAGGACCACCACCAUGUGGUGCAGCACAUAUACCGGGCCAUCGCCUCAAGACAUCUCCCACCGAGUAACAUCAAGAUGAUUCAUUUGGACUCGCACCCAGAUCUUCUCAUCCCAGUCAACAUGCCAGCGGACACCGUCUUUGAUAAAGAAAAACUCUUCAGUGAGUUGAGUAUUGAAAACUGGAUUAUCCCCAUGGUGUAUGCCGGUCACGUGUCCAGCGUGGCGUGGUUGCAUCCAUACUGGGCCCAGCAAAUUCGAGACGGAGAGCAGAAAAUGUGUGUUGGCAGAGACUCGUCCACCACCACCAUCAGAGUUUCCAGCACUGACAGCUACUUCCUCAGCGACGGCCUGUUCGUCUGUGAGGAGCAGCUGGAGAACUCCAAGCCUUUCACACUCAGCGUAAUUAGAGUGAAUUCUGUCAAACCGAGCUGUGACGCUCUUCCAGGCUCUGAGGCAGACACAAACUGUUCAGCCAAAAGACGUUGCACCGAGAAGAGUGAAAACGGGGAGGCUAGUUGUUCGCUCACUCCUUCUCCACCUGCCACAUCAGUCCAGCCAGCAGAGAGCAGCGACAGAAGGGUAGGCGUGGGCAGCAGAGACAGUGAAGAUGAUGAUGGAUCGACGAGUUACGUUCUUGGAAGACUGGCUUUAUUUCUCAGUCCAACAGAGCAGUUCAUCCUGGACAUUGACUUGGACUUCUUUUCCUGUAAAAACCCCUUCAAAGAGCUUUAUACAAAGGAAGAAUACUCCAUCCUCAAAGAGCUCUACAACUUCAGAGAACCCACCCAAAACGCUGACAAGGAGGAGAUUGAAGAGUGUGUAGAGCUUCGUGUUCGUCAGUUAGAAGACCUCGAAGCAGCAUUUGCUGACUUGUUGGAGGACGACGGAGAGGAGACUGUUGCUCGAUGGGCCAGCAACCCAGGAUUGUCAUCUCUAACCCAACUGGUUUCUAGUUUGAAGGCUAGAAAUCCCUCUCCUGACUAUGAAAUGGUUCACCAGGCGGGGUUAACCUGUGACUCUGCCGAGCUUCCCCACCAUGUCAGCACUGACGAGGAGAUUGACACACUCAUCUCAGCUAUGCGAUGUGUCCUCAGCGCUUUGCCCAAACCUACUCUGGUCACCAUGUCUAGGUCCAGUCUGGAUGAAUACUGUCCUAUCGAACAAGUGGAUUCAAUCCAACGCCGAGUUCUCACUGCGCUUGAAAGCCUGUAUGGAGCUUUGGACUUGCAUGAAGACUAUGAAAAAUGCAACACAGAUACCAAGGACAGCCAGUCCCAGGCUACAUAACAAACAUACCACUUCUUGAUGAAGUCUAUGGAGUUUACAUUCAAGAAAUUGGGUGGAAAAUGAAGAAUAUGUUGUGAACAGCUUAGUGGCUGAAUACAGAGAUGCUACAAAAAUUCAAGUUCAAACGGAGCAAAACUAAACUACAUUUCUACUACAUACUGAGAAUCGAAUAGGAAGAUUAAAACACCACUUCAUAAUCAUUUUGUCCUCAUUUGUUGUCUGAAAAUAAUGACUAAACUAGUUGGUCUCUUCCAGAGGGGAAAAAACAGCUUGGGGUGAUGGUAAAGUAGAAUAAAGAUGCAGAAGCUGUAAAACUUAAAAUGCUCCAGCUAAUGUUUCAGCUAAAAAUGCCAUAAGUAUUGCAAUUUUAAAGGAUAUUUUUGUAACAAAUUGGGUCUACAUUACAAAAACAAGGAAGCAGUGGUUUAACAUUAAGUUUUUUUAACUUUCCACAAUAACUACAUAAGAGGUGGAAAUAAAAGAUUUAUAUAACCGCACCAAUAUCCUGAUCCGGGUAUUCUGCAGCAGUUAUGAAACUGGGAGAAAUGUUAACCAAGUGCAUUAAAUCUACGCACUAAAUGUACUUAAAAUACUUCAGAACUUAAGGUCUCCUGCUCCUGCCAACUUUCUCUUCUUUGGCCUGACUUUGGUUAAGUUCAUGAGAGUAGGUAUUGUGAGUGAUCAUGGCAGUGACAUUCUUCAAACCUGGACCACAUUUUCAAAUGUUGGAUUUUGCCACAUGAGUCAAUCAAACCCAAAGCAUAUAAAUAAACAUGCUUCCAGAUGAAGACAUGCCA
Molecule: messenger RNA, 2568 nt
Organism: Oryzias melastigma (Indian medaka)
Lineage: Eukaryota; Metazoa; Chordata; Actinopteri; Beloniformes; Adrianichthyidae
Gene: lg17h5orf22
Product: linkage group 17 C5orf22 homolog
Exons: 11
Coding region: 134-1771 (545 amino acids)
Source: RefSeq, a predicted model, not a curated record